AUGCGAUCCGCACAUGUGCGGAUCCGACUUCGGGCGGGCGGCGGCUCGUGGCUGGGGGAGGCGGCUGGGACGGGGCGAGGUGCGCCCGGGGCGGGGCGAGGGCGCGGCGAGGUGCGCCCCUCGUUCCCGCCGCGCCUGACUACGAGCGCGCUCGGGCCACCGCCGCAGCCCCAGCCCGUCCAGGGCGCUCGCCGGGCUCCCGGCCACCUGGCCCUUAAGGCGCCCGACGCCACCGGUAGCCGUCAACCCGCUGGGUGCCCAGGCAGCCACCACCCUAAGCCCCUGGUGGGCUGGUGGGGCCCCAGAGGGAAGGGCGCCCCGAAACGGCCCGGGGUACCCUGGAACCCCCCCCCCCAACCCUGCGCGCCUGCAGCAACGGAUCAGCAUCCCACCGAGUCCCCGGCUCGCUUGGCCGGGUCCGCGUGCGCCCACCCUGCGACCCGGACGCCACCCGGCCCCCAGCACCCACCCUGCAUCCCAGGCGCCCGCCCGGCCCCGAGCGCCCACCCUGCGUCCCGGACGCCCGCCAGGAAGCCGGACCUGGACCGCCCGACGCCGGCCUCCAGCCCGCGGCGCCGCGGCGGAGUUAAAUGGGGCCGCGACGGGGCCGGGCCCGACCGGGGCCGCCCCGCCUCCCCGCCCUCGCCCCGCGCAGCCCCGCGCUGGCCGCCGCCCAGAGAUGGAGGCGCCGCCACCUGCGCCGCCCGCCCGCCCGCCCGCCAGGCAAGUGUGCUGCGCGACCCCGCCACCCCGACCCCGACCCCCGCCAGAGCCCAGGAUGCCAGGGCGCGACGAGCCGCGCCUGGAACGCUCGUCUGCCGCUUCCUGGAAGCCGCUGCCCGGCCUGGGCCGCCGCCAGGCCUGAUGCCAAGAGCCCGGGUCGCCGCCGCCGCCCGGAGCAACCAACACCUGGCCAGGGGCGGCAGCGAAGCUGGAACCCCGUGGCCUCUCCCCAAAACUGCCUGCCGCCCGCUGGCGGGAGGCAAGCCCUGGCCAGACCGAGGCAGCCCCAACCCAGGCUGCAAUCCCGUGGCAAGUGCGCAGAGGGCCGGCCAGGGGGAGGAGGGUGGGCAGCAGAGGGGACUCGGCCUGGCCACAGCCAUCACCGGGGGCGCCUUUCUUCUUAUUCACCUGGCCAUGGUCUGUGGAGUCAGGCAAAGCUGCUGGGGGCCAAGCCCUCGCUCCUAG
Molecule: messenger RNA, 1188 nt
Organism: Perognathus longimembris pacificus (Pacific pocket mouse)
Lineage: Eukaryota; Metazoa; Chordata; Mammalia; Rodentia; Heteromyidae
Product: basic proline-rich protein-like
Exons: 2
Coding region: 1-1188 (395 amino acids)
Source: RefSeq, a predicted model, not a curated record